AGAACCCGGAACCUCUGAGAUCAAUGAGCGGAGCGGUGGACUGUCUUCACUUCGGAACCCAGCAGCUCGGGUACUGAGUACUGGUUUCACUCACAGCUCGGAGACUUGGUACUGGUUACCCUAACAGUUCGGAUACUUGGUACUGGUUUUCCUAACAGUUGGGAUACUUGGUACUGGUUUCAGCCCAGUGGACCAGUCAGAGAGGCGAUGUGUUGACUGGUCGGGACUGGAGUGAGAUUUGUUUCCUACCAGCCAGGCAGCCUGAAGAGACGAGAUGCCGCAGCAGAAAGACAUUGUGAAGAUCGCCAUCCAGAUGCCUGGAGCGUACCCACAACUCAUACAGCUAGACCAGAAAAAGCCUCUUUCUGCAGUCAUCAAGGAGGUCUGUGACGGGUGGAACCUCUCAGGCCCUGAUAACCAUGCUCUUCAGUAUGCAGAUGGUGUGCAGAUGUACAUCACUGAGUCGAAUCGUCUGGAUAUCAAGAAUGGCUGCAUUCUGCGUCUGACCAAGGCCCCGGGCUGCUGUGCUGAGGACCUGUAUAAGGGCAUCCAGAGCGCGGACUCAGGCGUGCGCUGUGAUUCGCUGAAGCAGCUCGCUAACGUCUCCACCGACGUGACCUUCGCCCAGGAGUUCAUCAGCCGCGACGGACACGUCCUAUUGGUCAAGAUUGUGGAGGACGGCAACGAGUCUCCUCUCAUCAUGACCCACACUCUGACCAGCUUCUUUGAGCUCAUGGACCACCAGAUUGUCUCCUGGGAAAACCUCUCCUCUGUCUUCAUCAAGAAGAUCGCUAGCCUGGUGAAUGCUAAGGUGUGCGACGCGUCGAUCCAGCGGGUGUCCCUGGCCCUCCUGGAGAGCAUGGUGCAGAGCGGCCGCGCCCUCUACCUGCUCGUCAAGCAGGAGGUCACCCUGGAGCGCCUCCUCGCCCACCUGCAGGUGGCGAACCAGCAGAUCCAGACCAAAGCCAUGGCUCUGCUGAUGGCCCUACUGCAGACAGCCGGGGAUGCAGACAGACAGGAGCUGUUUGCGUUCUUAUCUAAGAAGAAUCUGCGCCAGUACAUCUACAAGAACAUCAUCCACAGCUCAGGGGCGGUGGGGGACGAGAUGGCCCACUACCUGUACGUCCUGCAGUCCGUCACCCUCAACCACCUGGAGCCCCGCAUGAGGACCCCCCUGGACUGCUACAGCCAGGACCAGAGGGAGGUCCUCCACACGCUCCGCCAGGCGGCGUUCGAGACGGAGAGCGAGAACAGUCUGAGCAACGAGCGCCGUCGCUCCCUCUGCGCCAAGGAGUUCAGGAAGCUGGGCUUCAGCAACAACAGUAACCCGGGUCAGGACCUGGUCCGCGCCCCCCCGGGCCUCCUGGCGCUGGACACCAUGGAGUACUUCUCCUCCCGCUAUCCGGACGCCUACAGCAGGUUCGUGUUGGAGAACAGCAGUAGGGAGGAUAAGCACGAGUGUCCGUUUGCCCGCAGCAGCAUCCAGCUGACCCUGGUCCUCUGUGAGAUCCUCCGCAUCGGGGACCCGCCCUCGGAGACGGGUGCCGACUACCACCCCAUCUUCUUCAGCCAGGACCGGCUGGUGGAGGAGCUGUUCUGUGUCUGCAUCCAGCUGCUCAACAAGACCUGGAAGGAGAUGAGGGCCACGCAGGAGGACUUCGACAAGGUGAUGCAGGUGGUCCGGGAGCAGAUCACCAGAACCCUGUCCAGUAAGCCCACCUCCCUGGAGCUCUUCAAGAACAAGGUCAACGCGCUGAACUACGGAGAGAUCCUGAAGCUGCGACAGACGGAGCGGCUGCACCAGGAGGAGACGCUGGCCCUGCCCGUGGUGGAGCUGAAGGAGCGUCUGAAGCCGGAGCUCAUGGAUUUGAUCCGCCAGCAGAGACUGAACCGCCUCUGUCAGGGAACGCUGUUCAGGAAGAUCAGCAGCCGGCGGCGCCAGGAUAAACUGUGGUACUGCCGCCUGUCGCCUAAUCACAAAGUGCUGCACUACGGUGACGUGGAGGAGGACACUGAGAGCCCGGCAAUAGAGUCGCUGCAGGAGAAGAUCCCGGUGGCUGACAUCAAGGCCCUGCUGACGGGGAAAGACUGUCCCCACAUGAAGGAGAACAAGGGAAAGCAGACCAAGGAGGUUCUGGACCUGGCCUUCAGCAUCACCUACGACGUGGAGGACUACAGCCUCAACUUCAUUGCCUCGUCUAGAGCUGACUUCUGCCUGUGGACGGACGGCCUCAGCGUGCUGCUCGGUCGGGACAUGAGCAGCGAGUCGAUGCGCAGCGAGCUGGAGAUCCUGCUCUCCAUGGAGAUCAAGCUGCGGCUGCUGGACCUGGAGAACGUCCAGAUCCCCGACCUGGCCCCCCCCGUCCCACUGCCCCCCAGCAACUACCACUUCUGCUACGACUUCAACGCCACGGAGCAAUAGCCCACGUGUGGCUGUUGUCAUGUGUGUGUGUGUUUGUGUGUGUGUGUGUGUGUGUGUGUGUGUGUGUGUGUGUCUGCUUGUUCUCGAGUGUGUUUGCGUGUGUGUGUGUCUGCUUGUUGACAAGUGUGUCUGCGGGCCCUAUCUUGCAUUCAGCGCAAUUGACUUUCAACACGGACGCAUGUGUCAUUGCUAGUUUGCAACUGGCGCAGAGCGUUCUUUUCCCUCCACCGCCACGCGUUGGUAAAUUACGGAAUGAUCUUGCGCCCCAAGGGGUGGUUCGGCGAAAGGAGGAGGCGUGUUCUGGCGCAAACGUUCCCUGGUGCUAUUUUGCAGUUUCAGAAAACAAUUGCGCCACAAACCAGGAAAUACCUGGUUUAAAGUCAGUGGCGCGUUGUUCAGAUGCUAUUUUUUACACUUUGCUUCUCUCAUCUACCUAGCCACACAUUCUUGGGAAAUUAUUUGGGAAAGAACAGCUGAUACAAUGGUAAUAAGUUGUACUUUUAAAUCAAUGCAUAUGCAAACACAGUAGAGCAAACACAUAUUUUCUUGACACAGACAUCGUGUACAUGCCCAUAACUUUUAGGAUUGAUGAGUAUUUGAUCGUGAGAAAACAUUGUUUUACCGCGAGCGAGUGUUAAAAAGAAUGAAUGAAUGCGGGAGCGUGUGUGUAUGUGUAAAAUAAUCAACGGACGCAGGCGCGCCUGUGUGCGUCCAUCUGUUUAAACACACGCAAACUAAACACGUAAGGCAUAAUACAGUACAUGCCAUGUAUAUUAACGGGGGGAUACAUGCAUAUUAGGAACACAAGUCGAUAAUGAUAAUGCAUUCAAUACUGGUAAGAAACUAUGUUUGUUAAUGUAUGGCGUAUAUCAUUAAAUAGAACCAGAGUUAAGUGUGUUAAGUUUUCUUUGCCGAAAUGUAUUUGAGGACUCAGUAUUUCUGAAGCUGUGGAAGAAAACACUAUUCCAUGUGUGAAUUAGGCCAUAUUAUUAUGAUUAUUUUAUUAUUAAUGUAAUUAUUAUUACAUAUUAUUAUUAUAUGCAAACGCGCUGUCAAAAUAUCAUCUCGUCAGAUUCAAAUGCGCUCAUGGCGCUUAAAGGGGAUGGGAGAUGGCACUCUCAUUGGUUUAUUGCACGUUACGCCCAAACCACACCUACGGGUAAUUAGGCUACUUCAGACAAACCCUUAUUAGAUUUGCACUGGGCGCAAGAGUCAUUUAUCCGCCGGUAAAAUAGCAACAUCGCCAUAGAACCGCCCAUAAAGCUGGUUGCGUUUGGCGCUCCUCUCUUGCGUUUCAGACCGUUAAAAUAGGGCCCUGCGUGUUUGAUCUGCUUGUUCACGUGUGUGUCUUUGUGUGUGUGUCUGCUUGUUAUGUGUGUGUUUGCGUGUCAAACGUUUACUUGCAAUCCUCUCGUCACCUGACUCCAUGCCUUGCUCCACUAGUUCAUGUGAAACACAUCGUUAGAAUACACUUCCAAAAACCACAAAAAACGUUACCAUGAAAUAUGAAAAAAGAACAUCAUGUCAGUGUCGUCGAUCAGCUGAUCAGGUCGACGGACCCUGAAGUGUCUCAUGGCUUGGGGUCUUCUGGAGUUCUCCUCCAUGUUCUGAAGGUACUGAGCACAGAAUAAAACCACACUUUAUGUCAAGUCAGGGUACAGAAAUCCAUCCCAGAUUCUCCAAGUCCUUUGACAUUGAUAGACGAAAGAAGAGUAUACUAGUAUGUAUGUGUGUGUGUGUGUGUGUGUGUGUUUGUAUGUUCAUGGAGGUACGGUGUGGUGGUGUUCUCCUCGUGGUACGGUGUGGGGGUGUUUUCCAGGAGGUACAUGGAGAAACAGAGGGGGUACGAUUGGCCCUGGACCACCAGAUGCUCUGGGGCGUAUAAUACGUGGUACUUUCUCAUUUCCAAGCAAAAAAAGUGUUUAAUUUGACGUUUCUCAAAGUAGUGUUUAUCUUCCUCCUCACAGUGUUCCCCGUUUCAGUCUCCAGACUCACCUGGGAUUAAUUAAUCUGACACAGUGCGCAGGUCGGGGAGAAUGGUCCUAAUAUCCAUUUGGUCAAUCCCGAGAAAUACUUGCAACAUUCAUUUUGGAAACGGAUUCUCUGUCAUCACAAGACGUUUCUGGAAAGAAUUAUAAAGAUUGUGAUGCGUGUCAGUUCUUCAGAAAUAUACUGAAAGAUCCAGAAAACUCGGUACUCAAAGAAAACGAACUCUUGACACGUUAGAAAGGAACUGGACGGUUGUCCGUUUCGGAAUGAGACGUCGGAAAUUUGUGCAUUAUUUGAGAGUUCCGGUUCUUCUGACUAAGCGUCGGUAACGACACCAAACAUGGCGGCCUUCACCGUUAAUGGAAAUUAAAUGGUAAUCGUUGAUGUUUGAAACAUGAAUCAUUUGAUGUGUUAUUAUGCAAUUACACAUCAAAUUGUGUGUUUGCGUCGUUUGUAUUUUGCUCUGCUUAUAGCAAUCUGUCUUAUUUAUCGGUAUCGUAGCCGAUUAAAUCAGCUAGCCCCUGUCCGUCUCCUCAAAAUCAGCAUAAAUUGCUGCUGCAUAUAUUUUUUCUAUUCAGCACUGAGCGUGCAUCUGAUCCCCCCCGAAAUUCACAGCACAAUUAGGUCGGAAGUCGGUAUCUCCGGGUUGAAAGGUCAAAGUUUUACGUAAACCUGCCCUUCUUCCAAAAUAAGAGUGUUCAGGAAACGUUCGUAGGCUAUGACAUAAAACCGGAAAAACAGUUUGUUCGUGAGACUAGAAAUAACAACAAGUUUGGAUGCCCGCAGGGACCUCUUAGCGCUUCUUUGCUGAAUCAGAUGAAUCAGUUAUUAGAACUGCUUGCGAUGGUUGAACAUGGGGGGAAUUUAUCAGUUGAUUGUAAGCUAUAAUGUAUAGCAAUGCAAAUGUUAGAAUGGGUGUUAAGUUCGCCUCUCAGUGCUUGCUGCAAGGUCACUGUAGUCUAUCGAUAAAAUGGUUAGCUAUUGUUGUGGCGUCAACCCUGAGGUUCGGGUUGCUCUGCUUCCGCACGAAGUUCCGAGGGAAAUCUCUGAUUUAACAGAGUGUUCAAGGCGAUUUACUCCGAUCUUAAGGUCCCAACUUCCGAAAUUCCAGGAAACUCUGACUGUUUUGAAGGCAUCAUAUAACGUGGUAUUUAGUGUAGUGUAGCCUACUGUUACUCUCCUUCACUGUUAAACAGUCCGCCAACCACUUCAUCAAUCUGUUGUGUUAUAAUGUUUGUUUGUGAUUAAAACCCUACAAUCUCAAUCUCA
Gadus macrocephalus (Pacific cod) is the source of this 5680-nucleotide messenger RNA. RefSeq names its product engulfment and cell motility 3 (gene elmo3). NCBI's taxonomy places the organism in Eukaryota, Metazoa, Chordata, Actinopteri, Gadiformes, Gadidae. The transcript is spliced from 21 exons. The record is from RefSeq and is a predicted model, not a curated record. Gene Ontology annotation, biological process: actin filament organization; cell motility. The coding region runs from base 275 to 2422 and encodes 715 amino acids.